Fusarium mangiferae is the source of this 1467-nucleotide messenger RNA. RefSeq lists its product as uncharacterized. The record is from RefSeq and is a predicted model, not a curated record. Bases 1 to 1467 code for a protein of 488 amino acids. Lineage: Eukaryota; Fungi; Ascomycota; Sordariomycetes; Hypocreales; Nectriaceae. The transcript has a single exon.
AUGUCCAGCUCUGUAUCGGACAACGGACCUCGGUCUACUAGACCCCGUCCUGCCAAAUCCGGCAUCGACAUCAAGCUCGACCAGCACUGGAGCUCCAAGUCGUAUACUUCUGGCUCCAAGGUUACAGGAAGCGUCAUCAUCAACACCCAGCGCGAUGUUGCUUAUGAUGGCUUCGAGAUCUUCUUCACUGGCACUGCCUACACCCGUGUUGACUUUGUCAGCCAAUAUUCCAGCGCCAACUACGCUUCUCGUCCUUUCAUGAAGCUCCGCAUGCCUCUCAGCCCAGCAGACUUCCCCAGCAAUCGUGUCUUCGAGGCUGGCCGCACAUAUACAAUCCCCUUCCACUUUGUUGUUCCCCACCAGCUUACCCUCAGCGCAUGCAACCACCCCGUGGAGCAUGAGGGUAUCAGGGACCACCACCUCCAGCUCCCCCCAACCAUGGGUUUCUGGGAGCGCAACGACCAGUCUCCUGACAUGGCUCACAUCGAAUAUGGCAUCCGCGCCGUGGCUACCAAGAACAGUGAGGAGGAGGGCCGAACUUUGCCCCUUGAUAGCUUUCACAUGGUCAAGGUUCUCCCUGCCAUGCCCGAGGACGCCCCUCUUGAUAUCUGCUCCAAGGACGAGCGCUAUUGUCUCUCCAAGACAAAGCCCAUCCGCAAGAACCUCUUCUCUGCCAAGCAGGGUGAGCUCACCACUACGGCUUCUCAGCCCAGUGCCAUUAUGCUCUCUGGAAACUUCCUCAACGCCAGCGGUACCAACUUGAAGGUCAACUUCGAGUUCAGCUCUACCUCCAAGGAUGUUACUCCUCCCAAGGUCAACUCUGUUAGCGCUAAGCUCCACGCAACCACUUUCUUCAGCAGCGCUCCCAUGACACAGCUCCCUAACCUGGGUUCUCGCGUCAAGCACCAGGGCACCCCAUCGCUCACUUACUCCACCACUACACCUGUCCCCAUGCGACCUGAUACCCAGCUCACGUGGGAAGAUGAGGCUCCUGCUUCUCGACGGGACUCUGGCUAUGACAGUGCUUUCUGGAACGAGGGAGAGACAUCUGAGUCUGAUGAUACCCAGCGCAACAGAAAGGCCAGCAAGUACAACGUCCGCCGCUACGCCACUCUCGAUGUUCCUUUCAACCUGCCCACUUCCAACAGCAAGCUCUUCCUCCCUACGUUCUACUCGUGCCUCAGCGCCCGCGCUUAUAUCCUCCACCUUACCCUAUCUGUUGGUUCCAUGAACACCAACAUCAACCUCAGCAUCCCCAUCCAGGUGGCUGUUGAGAACACCUACGACCACAUCGACGAUGACGAGCUUCCUUCUUUUGACGCUGCCAUCGCCGAGGCUGAAGAAGCCGAUGUCGACCUUCACCUGCAGCCCCGACUCAUGCAGGUUCCCGAUGCUCGAUUCCAGGGCAACAGCGUGCUUCCUGGCUACGAAGACAUGCGAAUGCGAGCCCAAGUGGCAGUUGCCUAG